CUCGACUAAUUUUGACUCUACAGUGAUGCCUGCCGACUUGCAGGCUUAAAUAAUCGAGCUCGGAACUACAGAUGCUGUUUUGAAAGAAACAGCGCGAAUUCCCCGAGUUUUCAAUUAAUGGCUAAAGUCAAGCUCCUGCUAUAGUUCACAGUUUCUCCUAGAAAGACGGUCGCAGAAACAUCACCGUGGCAAAAUUAAAUAACAGCUAUGACCACAAAGAAAUUGGCGAAGGAAUUAGGAUUGUUGAGACAGCGGAGCAAGUCCUCUGUGUCGAAGAAAUCUGUGGUAUCAAAUCAAGUAUUUUCUUAUCUGAUUGUGAUCGACUUUGAAUCCACUUGCUGGAGAGAGAAAAACAACCGCAGCCAAGAAAUUAUCGAGUUUCCUGCUGUUCUGCUGAACACGUCCACGGGGGAGGUGGAGUCUGAAUUUCACACUUAUGUCCAACCCCAGGAGCACCCCAUCCUGUCUGACUUCUGUACUGAGCUGACUGGGAUUACACAGAUGCAGGUUGAAGCAGGGAUCCCGCUUCAGAUCUGUCUCUCGCGGUUCAGCCGUUGGCUCCAAAACCUUCAGCUCGAAAUGGGAGUGGCCUUUGCCAACAAAGACCAGAGAUGUUUGGGACCAUCUCAAAAGCUGUGUACUUUCCUCACAUGGUCAGACUGGGAUCUUGGGGUUUGUCUGCAGUACGAGUGUAAACGCAAACAGCUUCAUAAACCUGAUGUUCUCAACAGCUGGAUAGACCUGAGAAGCACAUACCGGCUUUUUUACAACAGGAAACCCAAAGGCCUGAAUGGAGCUCUUCAGGAUCUUGGAAUACAGUUUUCGGGCAGAGAACAUUCUGGUUUAGAUGAUGCCCGAAACACGGCUCAGCUGGCAGCAAGAAUGAUGAGGGAUGGGUGCAUAAUGAAGAUUACUAGGAGCCUGGAGAGGACCCCAGUGAUGGCCAAACCGGUGUUUGGAAACACUGCCUGUCCUUCAGUCAAGAAAGAAAAACCUAACGAGAAUAAAAAGGAAAAUACAGUCAUCCGUAGCAAACACUCGUCAUUUAAAAUUCCUCUCAAAGCUUGUCCAAAACGACCAUGUCCCGAGGAGACUGCUCAAAACUUUGCCGCAAAGAAAAACCCAAGCUCCAUUCACGAAUCUGCUCAAAUCUGUCGAAGCCUGAUCUCACCAAAGACUCUUCUGAAUGGCACGACGGCGCCGCUGUUGAAGCACGGCAGGAGAUCAGUCACAGUAGAGGCUGCCCCUAGGCUUUCCACCUCAGUUGUUACAAACUGUGUUUCUCCCCAGAAUAACAAUAACAGUCUUAUUCUGUGUUCCACUACCGUGAGCUGCUUUUCAAAUCUGUCUCCACCAAACUGGGCCUCAAAAACAGAAGCAAUGCUAGGAUCCACGCAGAAAGAGGAGGGUGCGGAGCUUUUAGUGGAAACUGAGGAGAGGCGUGGCUCAUAUGACGACGUGGUGUUGGAGGAUGAUGUUAAUGAAGCAAAUGAUGAAUGUGAUGCAGAGUACAUAUCUGAGUUUGAUAGUGGCUGUUAUGAUUGGGUAGAGCAGCAUACAUCACAUUCAGUAGGAAGUCAGCUCACUUUGAAUGAUGAUAUGAGAGAAUCAACUGGAAAGAGCUCUAAAAUGCAAAAGAUUGCCACAGAUUCUACCAGUAAAGGUCAAAAAUCUCAUGGUUGUAUCUCAACAGAAACGAACAACAGAACAACAACAGAAACGAUGCAUUCAGUGACCUCACAUAUUUAUUUUGCUGUGCCUAAAACUGUUAACAUUGGUAAAUCAGAUCAGUGCAACACAGGACUUAGAACCUCUCUCCAACUUCACAAAACAUCUUAUGUUCCCACUAAGAACUGUUCAAUUAGACCUAAUCCUUUUGUGCCAGAAAAAACCUCCACCCCCAAUAUGUCCAUUGCCCGGCCCAAACCCGCUAUCGCACAAAUCCCAAAACACAAAGACACUCUGAGGUCCUCCUUUACCAUCUACACCGAGCCGGCCAAACAAGCUACAGCUCCCUCAUGUCCUUCCUUCCACGGCAGUGUCUUCUCCUCUUUGUCAACCAACGCUCUCUCCUCUCGUGCCAACCGUUCCAUCAUUUCUGUGAGAGGAGCUCAGAAGAUCACUUCUCCACUGUGCAUGUGCGGCCGUCGUGCAAAGCGACAGGUCGUGUCAAACGGCGGUCCAAACCACGGUCGAGGGUUUUAUUGCUGCCCAGUCCGCCGAUCAGGCAGCGGAGGACGGAUGGAGAAAGGGUGCGAGUUUUUUAAGUGGGAGUCGGCCGUGAUGAAGAGCACAUCAGCGGCCGCUCCUGCUGUCGGAUCCUCUGUUUCACUCUGUCAGCUCAACUCCACUGUGUCCCAUCGUCCAGCCCACACGCCACUGCUAAGGAAAAGCUACUGAAAUGCUAAUACUAAUAAUACAUUAGUAUUAUUGGCAUUAUAGCAUUUUCAUAGUGAAGUAUACUCAGUGCUCAAAGAUAGUUAAUCAAUUACUGAUUGAUUUCUUGAUCAGUGUCCUCUUGAUAUUUAAAUCCCCUCUGAAGGGACGCCGUAUUUAUUCCACUGGUUCUUAUUUCAGAGCUCUCCUUUCAUUAAUUAAACACUUGUCAAAUUACAGCUUUUAACUGGCAUCAUAAACACUGAAAUGACUGAUUUGGUAAUUGGAAAAAAGGGUUUCUUUAUCUCUUUCAAGUCACUGCAAAUUAAGUAGUUUAAAGACUUGAGUGCUUUAUUCACCCAUUCCCAAAGUCAAGAGUGCUGCAGCCCAGCAGCUUCACUCUAAUCAAAACACAAGAGAAGGUGAUGCACUUCCUUGAAAAUUUUAUUCAAAGACGCAAACAACACAGACUAUAAAUCGCUAAUGCUACACAGUCAUAUGCAAAGUCUUAUGGCCAAUGUAUGACCCACCUGUCCCUGGGGCACAAACCUCAAUACAAGAGCAGUAAGCUUAUCUCAGAGUAAUGAGUAAUAUCACAAAGUAACCACCUCUGAUUACCAGUUUUAAUUAACUCUUUAUAUAAAUAUAUGUAUUUAUAUAAAUUUGUAACUUUACAUAUGUGUUAAUGAUUUCAAACUGAAUUUCUGUUAUCACUGUGGUCCACCUGGGGAACCUUUGAGACACACCAGGGGGCCCUGGUCCACAUGUUUGGGAAACACUGGAUUCAUUCAUUACUGCACUGAUCAAUAACUGGAGCCACUCAGAAGAGAAAAUAAUUUAUUAUUAUGUGCUGUUUAUAUUAAAUAUACUUUUAAAUUUGAAUCAAGGAUCCAUUACAUUAUUUUAUAAUAAUAAAGAUGAUGAUAUUUGUCUGCAGGUAGAGAGGAACCAUGAUCUUUAACAGAGUAUUAAUAUGUAAUAAUAAUAUAAACACAUCAUUAUAUGGUAAAAGAAAAUGUGAAAUUGUUUUUUGUUUUUCUUUUUACUCUUGAGGACUAAUCACAUAACACCUUCAUCAGAAACUCGCUCUGUGAGUGAUAACGCCAGUUAAACAAAUGGACAGAACAGAGUUGAAUAUAGAAUUCUGUUUUUACUCUUCUCUAUAAAUAUGAGUUGCCUACAGCCUGACCGAUUUAUUAGUGGGUUGAUAUUAGCUAUUUGUUUAUCUGUCACUAUCAGCAUUUAUAAUGACUGAUAAAUGUACAUUUAAAAAGCCAAGGGGAGACAGGAGAAAUACCUUUCACUCAUGAGUGUUGACAUUGCAUAGUCUGACCACCAGAGGGCAACUUCUCUGUUGGUGUUUAGAAUAUCACAAAAUCAGCUGGUAUAAGUAGAGUGUGGAAAAAGUAACUACAUAUAACAAAUGUUAGGGAAUUCUACUUGUUUUGCAUUUAUGAAAUAAAAAUCAGCCAAUGUAUCAGAAUAUUGGCUUUUUGAAUCACUAAAUAUUGGUAGAAGCAUUGGUCCUAAAAAUCGGUCAGGUCACAUUUGAAUCUGUGGGAGCCAGAACUCGGGCCGAGUUUUAGCAUCUCAAAUAAUUCACUCAAUGACAAGCAAGUCAGUGUAUAACUGCUAUGUAAUUAGUUUUGUUAAAAUUCUGUUUCUCUCCAUUUAUAUGAAAAUAUGAUUAAAAAUGUGAGACUGUUCAUUUCUUUGUAAGUUAGCAAACUUACAAAUUCACCUGGGGUUGAAAUAAUUAUUUGCUCAACUAUUUCCACUCUGACAUAACCUACUGGUUACAGAAGGUCCCAGUUUGAAGUUUAAGCCUCCAGUUGAGUGUUUCCACCAUAACAAAAGGUCAGAUAUGACAAGGAAAGGCGGGUCUGACUGUCAAACCACACACUCAUUGGCUAAUGACUUCUGA
Messenger RNA from Oreochromis aureus, 4300 nucleotides. RefSeq names its product ERI1 exoribonuclease family member 2 (gene eri2). Gene Ontology annotation, molecular function: 3'-5'-RNA exonuclease activity; nucleic acid binding; zinc ion binding. NCBI's taxonomy places the organism in Eukaryota, Metazoa, Chordata, Actinopteri, Cichliformes, Cichlidae. The transcript has 9 exons. Bases 208 to 2400 code for a protein of 730 amino acids. The record is from RefSeq and is a predicted model, not a curated record. Gene Ontology annotation, biological process: exonucleolytic trimming to generate mature 3'-end of 5.8S rRNA from tricistronic rRNA transcript (SSU-rRNA, 5.8S rRNA, LSU-rRNA).